GGGUGUGCUGAACAGAGGGGCAGACAUCAUGUCCAGGGGGGGCCCCCAGGAUGGGGACUGGGCCCUGAACAUGACCAUAAUCAUGCAAAUUUGGGACAAAUUUGGCAAGGCGGAAGUGGAUCUGUUCGCCACCAGAGAAAACGCACAGUGCGAUCUCUGGUUCUCUCUGAGCUCACGGGACGACCCUCCUCUGGGGGUGGACGCCUUUGCGCACCGUCCCUGGCCGGACAAGCUGCUUUAUGCUUUCCUUCCUGUCCCUCUGAUCCCGCGUCUGCUGGAUCGGAUCAGAACGGACCGCCGGCGGGUUAUUCUGAUCGCUCCCGAGCACACGGGAGCGCACUGGUUCCCGGUCCUCCAGUCAUUACUGUCGGGCCCCCGCUCCAACUCCCCUGGCAGGAGGACGCUCUCCUGCAGGCGGGAGGAGCGAUCAGGAGCCUCCCGAGACUGGGCCAGCCCCUCUGGACUUGGCCGCUGAGCGGGAACGCUUAAUAGACUUGGGUCUAUCUGCUGAUGUGGUGCGCACCAUCCAGGAUGCACGCGCACCAUCCACUGUCUCUUCCUACACAGCCAAGUGGUCAUCCUCCCAGCGCUGGUGUGUAGAAGAAACUGCAGAUCCAGGUCACUGCUCCUUGUCCUGCAUUCUGUCCUUCCUWCAGAUGCUAAUGGACAGAGGUUUAGCCUUCAGCACCGUUAAAACUUAUGCUGCGGCAAUUUCCUCCUGUCACGUGGGCUUUGGUGACAGGAUGGUUUUUAAUCAUCCGUUGGUAAACGGUUCUUAAAGGGAGUGCGCAGGCACAGACCUGUCACGCGCACAUUUGUUCCGCAGUGGGAUUUAACACUGGUGCUAAACGCUUUGACUAAAGCCCCUUUUGAGCCUUUGGAUCAGGUCUCAUUAAAGUUUUUAUCUCAAAAAACAGCGCUGCUGUUAGCGYUAACAUCAGCAAAGAGAGUCAGCGAGCUGUCCGCUCUGUCAGUGUCUCCCUCCUGCCUCAGGAUACGGGAAGAUGGCGGCUCGGCGACUUUACGUCCCAAUCCAGUUUUUAUGCCUAAGAGCAUCACAAGCUCUUACAGCUCCAGAGUUAUUACUCUGAGCGGUUUUUGUCUUCCUCCUCACAGUUCAGAAGAGGAAGCAGCUUCUCAUCUGCUGUGCCCCGUGCGCGCACUCUCGUGUUAUGUCUCACGCACGGCACAGCUUAAGCGCUCUCAGUGUUUAKUUGUUCACUACAGAGAGCAGUCUGCAGGACAACCUUUGUCCUCUCAGAGGCUGUCACAUUGGAUUUGUGAAGCGAUUUCGCAGGCUUACAUCUCAUCAGGUCUGCAGCCUCCAGCUGUACUGUCAGCUCAUUCCACAAGGGGGCUCUCUUCCUCCACUGCUCUGUACAGUGGAGUAUCAGUCCAGGAUAUUUGCUCAGCAGCCUCCUGGUCAUCUCCCUGCCCUUUCAUCCGUUUUUAUCUACGGGAUGUUUCGGGCCCCUCUCUGACCCACGCUGUUCUCAGAACUGUGUCAGAGUAAUAUGUAAUUUUUCAUCCUAAAUUACUGCACAAAUAACUCCUUUGUGCUUAAAGUGAUACUGCACACACAGUGUGCUGUCUCUUCUUCACAUCAUCUGGAUUAUGUGAUGAACACAAGGGAUCAUGCAAAUCUGUUCACUAUGUGAAUCAGUUUUUGCUGUUGCCUUUUUUGCUUGUGCAACAUCACAAGGGGUGUUUUGGGCGGAAGCUUCACGUGUAUGUCAAGCCGGUGAGGCGUAGACUACAUCAGGCUCCGCCUCUAAUACCCAUCUGCGAUAGCCUUAGAGGGCGGAGCUUACACGAAAUAGAACGUUGGUUACGUAUUGUAACCCCAGAUUCUAUGAGUGUAAGCGCAGCCCUCUAAGGAUCGGGGCCUCACCGGCUUCCGUAGCUGAAGAAAAAGUAAGCUA
Molecule: messenger RNA, 1922 nt
Organism: Austrofundulus limnaeus
Lineage: Eukaryota; Metazoa; Chordata; Actinopteri; Cyprinodontiformes; Rivulidae
Source: RefSeq, a predicted model, not a curated record